UUCCUCCUCUGUCCGAGGCUCAGCGUUUCAGCCGGCGGCUCAUUUCCGGUGGGGGUGCCGCGCCCAGUGAGGGCCCGGAAGUGGGUCGCGCGAAGACCGCUGGGCGGUUCUUGCCGGAAGUGGAGAGCGGCUGAUCGCUGUCCGGAGGUGAAGCAGAACUCUUUAAGGUGGAACAGUAUGGCUGACAUGCAAACUCUUGUAGAAAGAUUGGAGAGGGCAGUGGGCCGCCUGGAGGCAGUAUCCCACACCUCCGACAUGCACUGUGGGUAUGGAGACAGUUCUUCGAAAGGAGCAGUUCCAUAUGUGCAGGCAUUUGACUCACUGCUUGCCAAUCCUGUGGCAGAGUACUUGAAGAUGAGUCAAGAGAUUGGAGGCGACGUGCAGAAACAUGCGGAGAUGGUCCACACAGGUCUGAAGUUAGAGCGAGCUCUACUGGUUACAGCAUCUCAGUGUCAGCAACCAGCCGGCAAUAAGCUUUCUGAUUUGUUGGCACCUAUCUCAGAGCAGAUCCAAGAAGUGAUAACCUUUCGGGAGAAGAAUAGAGGCAGCAAGUUGUUCAAUCAUCUGUCAGCUGUCAGUGAAAGUGUUCAGGCCCUAGGCUGGGUGGCUUUGACUGGCAAACCUGGCCCCUUUGUAAAAGAAAUGACUGAUGCUGCCAUGUUUUAUACAAACCGAGUCCUCAAGGAGUAUAGAGAUGUGGAUAAGAAGCACGUGGACUGGGUCAAAGCUUACUUAAGUAUAUGGACUGAGCUGCAGGCUUACAUCAAGGAGUUCCACACUACUGGCCUGGCCUGGAGCAAAACGGGGCCUGUGGCAAAAGAACUGAGUGGAUUGCCAUCUGGACCCUCGGUUGGAUCAGGCCCACCUCCUCCACCACCAGGCCCUCCUCCUCCCCCAGUCCCCAGCAGUUCAGGAGCCGAUGAUUCUGCUUCCCGCUCAGCACUGUUUGCGCAGAUUAAUCAGGGGGAGAGGAUCACACAUGCCCUGAAACAUGUAUCUGAUGAUAUGAAGACUCACAAGAACCCUGCCCUGAAGGCUCAGAGUGGUCCAGUGCGCAGUGGCCCCAAGCCGUUCUCUGCACCUAAACCCCAAACUAACCCAUCCUCUAAACCAGCUACAAAGAAGGAGCCAGCUGUGUUAGAACUGGAAGGCAAGAAGUGGAGAGUGGAAAACCAAGAGAAUGUUUCCAACUUGGUGAUUGAAGACACUGAAUUGAAACAGGUGGCUUACAUAUACAAGUGUGUUAACACGACAUUGCAAAUCAAGGGCAAAGUUAACUCCAUUAUAGUAGAUAACUGUAAGAAACUGGGUCUGGUGUUUGAUGACGUGGUGGGCAUUGUGGAGAUAAUCAAUAGCAGGGAUGUCAAAGUUCAGGUAAUGGGUAAAGUGCCAACCAUUUCCAUUAACAAAACAGAUGGCUGCCAUGCUUAUCUGAGCAAGAAUUCCCUGGACUGUGAGAUAGUCAGUGCCAAAUCUUCUGAGAUGAAUGUCCUUAUUCCUACAGAAAGUGGUGACUUUAAUGAGUUCCCAGUUCCUGAGCAGUUCAAGACCCUGUGGAAUGGGCAGAAGUUGGUCACCACAGUGACAGAGAUCGCUGGAUAAGCAAAGGGCCAGCGGCUUCUGUGCCCUCUCCCUGCCCCACAGGAAGAGUCCAGACGGUUCUUUUCUAGGUUUCCUCUAUUUUUCUGCUCUUCAGCCGCUUCUCCGCUCCGAGAAGCACAGCUGCCUGCCUGCACGGAGCACAGCUCAGGCCGAGAUGUGGGAGGGGCAGCUGGUCGCUGGUCUCGGGCAGACGGGGCUGCUCCGCAGGUCCGCUCUGAAGCUGCAGGCCCGGCCUGGGGCAUUGUGCUUUCAUCUUUUGGGGUCAUUCCAACAACAAACAGUCCUUUGGGAAAACAAAACAGUUCUGGUAACGAACAGAUCAGAAAAUGUGCACACUCAUCUUACCCCGACAGUGAGCAUGGAGGUGGAGCAGGAGCUGGGGAGAUUCCAGUGGUUCAUCUAACCAACCUAACCUUUCGCUGCUGACAAGCAAGGCCAGGGUUGCACUGGACCAAAGGCGGCAGCUUGGCCAUCCAGCAUUCCAAGCAGACUUGUUUCCUAAAGCAUUCCUCUUUCAGCCUUCCAGCCUGGGCCGCCUCAACUGUGAGGUAGAUUCUCCACUCCCAGCUGCAGUUAGCAGUACCCUGGGUCUCGAACCCUUGUUCUCUGGGAUGUUUGCCUGACACCUACCUAUGGAGAUGACUUACAAAAAAAAAAGCAAAACACCAUUCCAAGAAAUCUGGCAUUCCUCCUCCUCCCAGCUAGAUGUCUGUCACCUGUCUCCACUACCACCUCUUGCCUGUCAUGCUCAGCAGGCACCUGAGCAGAGGACUCAAACCUCCACUGCAGGCUGCUUUAGGUCUUGGUUCAUGUAAGAAUCUUGCACAGCAUUGCUAGUAUAAAUUUCAGUCUCCCCUCUAGGGCACACUGACCAAAUAUGCAACUUUUUUUGGUGGGAAGAGAAAUUGUCCUGUGACUUCUACCCAUUUCCUGAGGCCUGUGGAAAUAAACCUUUAUGUACUUAAAGUUAUACAGAAAAUAGAAUAAAGUUAAUACCAAACUUG
This is a messenger RNA of Jaculus jaculus (lesser Egyptian jerboa), 2606 nucleotides long. It is a transcript of the gene Cap1, whose product is annotated as cyclase associated actin cytoskeleton regulatory protein 1. The record is from RefSeq and is a predicted model, not a curated record. Gene Ontology annotation, molecular function: adenylate cyclase binding; actin binding. The transcript has 13 exons. Gene Ontology annotation, biological process: cell morphogenesis; regulation of adenylate cyclase activity; cytoskeleton organization. Bases 178 to 1602 code for a protein of 474 amino acids. Gene Ontology annotation, cellular component: cytoplasm. Lineage: Eukaryota; Metazoa; Chordata; Mammalia; Rodentia; Dipodidae.